GUUGCAUAAAAAGCAAAAUGGAAGUAACAGAGUGACAACUUUGUGAUUCUCGUAAUUUAUUUUUGGGUUUUAAUACGUUUUUCAACCUGAGUAAGUGUAAAAAUUGUUUAGUGAGGAUUGACAAACGAGAUUAUUUCAUUAUGACAUAAAUUAAAGUAUCGUAUAACUGUAGCGCAGGACAUAUGACGAAAAAGUAGUUGUGGUAUGAUGAUAACAAAAGAUAAUAUAAAAAUUCAGCCUUGUCUACUCUCGUUAUGUGUUAUUUUUCAUCACAUGUGUACAGUGAAGAUUAACAAGUCGUGAACCUUCACAGCAAUAGUUCUGUGCAGUGAAUACGUAACUAAGAAAGUGAUUGUAGGAUUUGUGACGUCAUAGAACUAAAAGACAAUAAAAUUUCGUUUCUGCUGUAAAAUGUUUAUUAGUUUUUUUUAGGUGAGUACGCACAAUUUCACAGAAGUUUUGAAGAGAGUGUUCGCGGCAGAUAGGUGGUUUUCCGCGAGGAUGGGCGGCGAUGUCUGCCCCCUCCGAUAGCGCUACCAGCCCUCCACCAUGUGCGUGUACCAACAUAUCGCUUAUGCAGUUGUUCCAUGAGCUCAAACAAAAGUUUCCUGGUGUACCCGAUCAUGUUGUGUCCAACACCAUCGAGCUAUACUGUCAUGAUAAAAAAGCUUGUGAAACACAUCUGCACAGAGAAGUCAAAACCUCCCUAACGCACGCCUAUCAUGCGUCUUCAGUGGCUGCAGCACGACAACUCAGUGGACUUAAAAUUAAUCCACCACAAAAGUGCCGAAACCAGCCCAUUAUCAAGCAUGAAGCUUUAAAAUCAACAAAUGCCCAGUUGUUUACUUGCCAAGGUCCACAAAAAGCCAUAAUUAGCACUAAUGGUAGUUUAGAUGAAGAAGAUGUUAAAGUGAAUACUGAUGCAAAUCAAAAUGUUGUGGAAGUAAAAACAAAUGAAGUACUUAAAACAUGCUCACCUGUUACUAUAGUCAAUCUUGAUAACUGUUUUGUUAAGUACAGCGCAGAAUCACCUAGUGACUUAGAGUUGUCAAAUGAAAAUAAUAGUCUCGAGAAUGGAAAACAGGAAAGUACAAAUCAGGAAUUUAAAGAGCAAAUAACCAAUUCUGAACAGCCUGAGAGUACCAAUUUUAAAUUAUUAAAAAGUAAUAAAAUAAAGUCAAAUUUAAAUGAAAAAUUGGAGCGUGUGAAGGAGAAAAAAACUAUUAAAAAAGAUAAAGAAGAAUCUAAAGCGGUGCUUGAAAAACCACAAAGACCAAAUACAUUGAACUUCAUUAAACCAAGUCCAGAAAUUGCAUUUAAUGACAACCUGAAACAACCAGAUGAGACAUGCCGAACAGUCUCACCUGCUCCUUCUAUUCAAAAAACUGAUAAAGAGCCCAAAAGUAGUCCAUAUAGGCAAGAAAGAGGUGGGUAUCCCCUAAACUUGUCUGUCAAUGUUAAUUGCCAUAUGGACUUAAGCCGUGGGUACUGUGAUCCUUGGUUAGAAGAUUAUGAAAGUCCUAGAGCAAUAACAUCAGUAAAUUUAACUGUUUGUACACCAACAUCAAAUAUGGCCAGUCCGGUCAGGGAAAGAAAUGAUGAUAGUGGCUUUGAGGGGCAUGUGACAGUGACUGUUAGCCCUAGUACAACACGCCCAAAGCGUAGAGCACCACCUCCACCUCAAUCCACCCGGAUAGAUUCACCAAGACCAUCUAGAGUUGCUCCUGAACCACCCGGUACAGAUCGUUCUCUAAUUGAGCGUCAGAAGGAACGUUUAUCACGACUAGCAGCUGCAUUAGCCCAAGAGAAGGGACAAUUGGCACAAUUAAAUCGGGAAACACAGAUAUUAGCUGCUCCUCCACCAUCACCAUCAGCUGCUUUGAGAUUCAAGGACCAUGUGGAACGAUUGAGGGAUGAGUGUGAUAUUUUGGCAAAGCGCCUUGAGAUGGGGGUUAGAGCUCCCCGAGUGUUACCUGUCCCAGAGGCAGAUGACAACUUCUACAGUAAUAUAUACACAGGGCAGAGACCAUCUGCCUCAUGGCAAUGCCACAUGUGCACCUUUAGGAAUCACCCACUCUUAGACAAGUGUGAGGAGUGUGACAUGCCCCGGAUAUUUGUAGGUACGUCCCCUGCUACUACACAUGACUCUGGCUUUGGGUCUUUCCGUGAUAGGAACAGACGAGGGGCUAAUCUGUCCAGUGACACAGGCUCCCUGCCUAAUAUAGCAAGUGGGUAUGCUGUGAAUGUGUAAGAAUUUUUGAUACUUGCUAUAACUUGUGACACGCUUUAUCAGUGACUAUACCUAGUGUUAGGCACUGAUGUAAGUACUGAAUAUAAAUAAAGUGCAUUUAAUCAGACUAUCUAUGGACAAAUUAUUAGGAACAUCAAUAUAUAGCAAGUGUAGUUCAAACAGAACACUGCUAUUAUUCAAAUAACAGUUCUGCAAAACUGCUACUGACUGUUAUUAUAACAGUUGUAACGGAACGUUUUGGAGCGAGAUGAAGUAACAAUUUGAGUGUUGUGUUAAGUGAGGCUAUUAAGUGUUGCCAGUUAACCUAUGCAUGACGGAUUGUACCUUAGUGCAUGAGUGUUCCAUUAACAUUAUACCUUCCAAUUAGUUACCGGACUGAUUUUAAGAUUUCUUAGUAAUCUAAUUGGAGUUGUGUACUUAAAUUUAUUCAAUAAUAAUAUAGAGCUAGUUACAAAAGUUUAUACAAUCAUAAUCAGGCUAAUAAAAUAAGUAUGAAUGAAGUGUGAUGGAUAAAUACAGAUAUUUGGCCUAAACCAUUACUUACAAUAAUUAUUCAAAAAAUUAUAUUCUUAAGAAGAAUUUUGGUCAAUUCUAAUUAAGUUGUAUUGAAGUAAACAUUUUGAUGAGCGUAAAGCUUGCUCUAUAUUAUUUUUAAUUUAAACAAAAUAGGAUUAAGUAUAUUGUAUUCAUUACAUCACAUCGUCUGGUCAAGCCAUUUGGGAUCUCAAAAGAAGACUACUAGCGCCUUGCCAAAAAGUCAUUAUUUACACUAUUGGUUACAAAUUUUGCUCAAAAUUUAUCAAUUGCUCAUAUUGUGCACAAUUUUACACUAAUAAAUUAUCAUUAACAAAGAAAAUAGAUUGAUCAGGAUAUUUACUGUGAUUCAGUAAAUUAGUAACCCAUAUUUAAAAUUUUGAAACUGUUUGACAUUUAAAGUUUUGAAGCUGUCUUGGUAAUGCAUCAACUUGUUAUUUAUUUAUGCAAAUCUUUAACAAUUAUUUAUUUAAAAAAAUGAGGAAAACAAUUGAAACCAUAGAACACUUUUAAUACUAGGUUGAUUCCGUUGUUAGAAAAAAUCAAAGAAACUAUUUGUUUGAUCUAAAUGACAUAUGAUAAAGAAUGCGUCAAUUCCUUUUUCUGCAUAUCAUGCUAAAAAUCUGUUUUCUAUGUUAUUUAUUAUAUAAAAGCAAACGUAAGUGCAAAUAAAAUACCUUUAGAAGUGUCUAUGUAAAUUAUCAUGCAUAAUUAAGAAGUAAAAGUUCGCAUAUAGCAUAAUAUUUUAUGAAGUUGAUGUUUGAAAUUAUUUAGCAUUUAACAUUUGCCGUAUUGUAGGAGAUUUUAAUCUGUUAUGUUAAGACAGUAUAGUCUGUAUGGUUAACGGGAUUUAAUAAAACCACAAUCACAGCUUUAUUCAGUUGACAAAUUAAUUGGUUGUUUAUGGAAUAUCAAGAACAUUAUCAACCAUAUUAUAUGAAGUUUAAGAAUUAAAGAAAUGAUAGGAAAUUAUACUGUGAAUAUUAUCACAACACAUUUUUUAAAUAUAUAUUAUAGACAUGUGCCUUAUUUAAUGUUUUGUAUAUUUCGAUUAUAAGAGGACUUGACAGGGCUUACGAGAAAACCAUCACAGUAUUAAUAUGUGAUGAGUUAGUUACGCUGUAAUUGUUUUUAAUCUAUAUCAUUAUGUUAUAAAGAUCUCUAGGUAAACAAUUAUUUAGUUGUAAAAGUAUAUUGGUGUUGGUAAACACCUCUAUUCCAUGAAAUAAGCCUUAAGGCCAGUUCUAUAUUCAAAAUACUAUGAGAGAAUUUAGUGGCACCUAUUUUAUAACUGACUAUUCCAUAUACAAAUCUUCUACUAAAAAGUCCAGGGCUGAUUUGGCCAUGAACUCGACUUCUAGGUCAAGUUAAGUCAGGUAUUAUAAGAUUGUGCCUUAACAUAGAUUUCUUUUUGAACUGGAUUUAUUUUAGACUGUUUUAAUCCCUUUUUAUGAAAACAUUUAUAAUUAGGUGGAGUAUUAAAUAUUUAUCAUUAUCAAAUACAUUGUUAUGUUGGCAUAAGUUGUAAAUUAUUGUUCAUUUGAGAUUUAGGUACUAAUUUAACUUGAAUUAUUGUGAUCAUAAAAUUUUUAUGUAUAUUAGAUAAUUAAAUGUUUUUUCUUAAAUUUA
Pieris napi is the source of this 4414-nucleotide messenger RNA. RefSeq lists its product as uncharacterized. NCBI's taxonomy places the organism in Eukaryota, Metazoa, Arthropoda, Insecta, Lepidoptera, Pieridae. The coding region runs from base 512 to 2251 and encodes 579 amino acids. The record is from RefSeq and is a predicted model, not a curated record. The transcript has 3 exons.